GCCUUGAUUUUGUUUAUGUUUUGUGGUCGUGCUUCGAUUUGGAUAAAAGUGUUGGACCUUCAUAUUAACACGUGCUUCUUUCUGAGCUUUUUUCUUCUUCUGGCUUGCAGCAGGAUGAAGGUGUCUAUCGUGAUCCUCCUCGGCCUCCUGACUAUGGCCUCUGUCACAAGCGUACAAGUUAAUGUCCUCGCAGACCUGGCGCUGAAGCUGAAGCUGAAGGUCAAAUUGGGUAACUGUAUUGUCAAGUGCCCAAAAAUUCUUGGUCCUGUGAAUAAGCAUCUGUGCAGACAGGCCUGCUGCCUCUUGUUCGCAGUUCUUUGCAUUGGCUAACGAGACUUCUUAUCAAGCAACACGAUCUUGCAGCUGAAGAUGUGAAAUAAAAAUGUCAUGUUCAGCAAAG
Pomacea canaliculata is the source of this 400-nucleotide messenger RNA. RefSeq lists its product as uncharacterized. Bases 16 to 330 code for a protein of 104 amino acids. NCBI's taxonomy places the organism in Eukaryota, Metazoa, Mollusca, Gastropoda, Architaenioglossa, Ampullariidae. The record is from RefSeq and is a predicted model, not a curated record. The transcript has 4 exons.